AUACCGCCUGGGUCCAGGCCUACAGGAGCCGUCCUCACCACCUCCCUCAGCGUGCACACCCACAAUGCCAACGCCACCGUGUACAACGUGGUGGCCACCAUCAGGGGUGCCGUCGAGCCAGAUCGCUACGUGUUGCUAGGGAACCACCGCGACGCCUGGAUCUUCGGGGGCGUGGAUCCUUCCUCUGCCACUGCCUCCAUGCUCGAGGUGUCUCGCCUCUACGGUCUCCUUCUCCAGAAAGGGUGGCGGCCUCGCCGGAGCCUCGUGUUCUGCAGUUGGGCUGCUGAAGAGUAUGGCCUCGUAGGAUCAACCGAGUGGACGGAGCAGUUCACAACUGUACUCCAAGGUCGCGCCGUGGCUUACCUCAACGUUGACAUGGUGUUUGAGGGGACGUACAGCUUCAUUUCUAUGGCGUCACCACUCCUGCGGGACACCAUCGUGAGGGCGGCGAAGAUAGUGCCCAACCCAGACCCGGAGGAGGCAGCCGCGGGGAGACCAACACUGCAUGACACCUGGUUACAUCGCCACCCAGACCCAAGACACCCUGACCGCCCCAAAUUCCUGGGUCUUGGAAGCGGCAGUGACUUUGCGACCUUCCAGCACGUGCUCGGUAUUCCCUGCAUGGAUAUGUACUACACAGCGCCCCCGGACGACCCGGCUCUGCCCCUCUACCACACCCUCUACGAGACCUUCCACUUGGCCAGGCAACUGUACGAUCCCGACAUGGCUUAUCACGUGGCUCUAACGCACACGUGGGCUCUCGUCGCAUACUUCCUCUCCCACGAGGAUGUUGUGCCCUUCAGCGUCAGUCUUUACGGGGAAUUCCUGAUGGAGGCACUGGAGGACCUGGAGAAGGAAUACGGCAGUCUUCUAAACCAAACUCAGAGGGAGCUUCGUUUCCUUUGGGACGCCGUAUCCUCCUUCAGCGACGCCGCCAAAAACUGGACAGCCGGCCUUGCUUCCCUCGACCUGGAGAAUGUCAUGGCCGUGAGAACUGCCAAUGACGUGCAGAUGAUGCUGGAUCGGGCGUUUCUGGACCCUCGAGGACUCCCAGGAAGGCCAGAAUAUAAUCACGUGGUGAUGGCGCCGAGCAGCAGUAACACUUACGCCUCAGACAGCUUCGCGGGGCUGCAGGACUUGUUGCAUGACCUGCCUGACCUGCCGCCCAAGGCGCAGGUUACCCGUUGGCGCAUGGUGAGGGAGCACCUUGCCGCCGUCACUCACCUUAUCCGUGCUGCCGCGGCUGUCCUCAAGCAGGAGCUCUGGUGAUCCUCAGGGACGGCCGCUCCCUCGGUAGUCAGGGAAACGUUCAUUUGAUUAACUAUGACUUUGUUUUUGUGUGUUAUUUUCACUUAAAAAUUUCGUAGUUUAUAGCAUGGUCAGAAGGUGAAUUAGAGUACACCAAGUGACAUUAAGUUUAGUUGAGGAAAGAAGUGCUAAGACAUAGGAAAGAUUACAUCAGGAUAGCGAUUGUAUGUGCAACUUUGAAACAAGGCCGCGAAAAAUCCAAAGACAUGGAAACUGAAUUAUCCCUUGUUUCGUUGGUGUUCAUUCUUUGCUACCUUCCCCCUUCCAGCUCUUAAAGGAGCAGUGUGCAGGGAAGGUUACAGAACACCACUUCUGCCUCAGCCACAUGGCCUCCUUGAACUCAGAAGACACUACAAGACACAUCACUUGACGGCACAUGUCCUUUGCAAAUAUUUUUGAAGAAGACAACAUUUCAUCUUAAUUUCUCCACCGAAGCUGUUUUUUUUUUUUUUUUCGAUGAUUGUUGAGAAGGGUGGUGUUGACACUUCCUCCCUCUCGGUCCUCGGAGUCUCCCGUCGCCUACACGACGGAGGUGACAAUAGAAUCUAAUGGAGAAGACCUGUUGUCUCCACCGAGGGUCUUCGUGUUGACAACAAGGUGAGAGUCUGUUUUUCCAUCCUGGCUCUGUCCUGCUCCUAGCCGACGGCACCCAGAGAACAUGUAUAUGGUGGUUGUGCUAGGGGACGCUUAGAUAAUGGUUGUGGUGGGUUAUAGUGAUAACAGACGAAAGGAACUGUAUAAGUAAGAGCGGUUAGAAUGGUGUUGGUGUGUUGAAGAAGCGGACAGAAUCAGGAUUUAUAGUGCACGUAUAAGUAUUUGGUAGUGAUGGUUGUAGUGGAUGUGUGGCUAAAGGUAGAUAGUGGUAGUGGUAAUGGCUGUGGAAAUGGUGGUAGUGUUGAUGAUGGUAUUCAUUAUGAGAUUAUUAAUGACAACACCGUUAAAGCCUUAGUGACAGAUAGCUCGUAAGUGGUUGUUAAUAUUGUUAAUGCCUUACUAAUGGCGAUGGCAUUGUGAUAGACAUUUGCUUCCGCCUGGCAACUUAUUUUCAUGAACUGUAAAUAAACUAUCAGUCUUUA
This is a messenger RNA of Portunus trituberculatus (swimming crab), 2384 nucleotides long. RefSeq names its product N-acetylated-alpha-linked acidic dipeptidase 2-like. The annotation marks the transcript as partial. The transcript is spliced from 10 exons. Gene Ontology annotation, molecular function: carboxypeptidase activity. The record is from RefSeq and is a predicted model, not a curated record. Lineage: Eukaryota; Metazoa; Arthropoda; Malacostraca; Decapoda; Portunidae.